AGUGGGCGGCGUAGAGCACUGCAGCAGCAAUGACGGAGGGCACGUGAGUCCCCUCGCCCCGGGCUCCUGACGAAUGCGGGGUGGUCCUAGGUGCUGAGGAGAGCGCGACUGGGGCAGUGGGCCGGCGGCCGGCGUUGGGGCGGGGCCUGGGUCGCUGAUGGCCGGUGGUCCUCAGGUGUCUGCGGCGCCGAGGGGGCCCCUACAAGACCGAGCCCGCCACCGACCUCGGCCGCUGGCGACUCAACUGCGAGAGGGGCCGGCAGACGUGGACCUACCUGCAGGACGAGCGCGCCGGCCGCGAGCAGACCGGCCUGGAAGCCUACGCCCUGGGGCUGGACACCAAGAAUUACUUUAAGGACUUGCCCAAAGCCCACACCGCCUUUGAGGGGGCUCUGAACGGGAUGACAUUUUACGUGGGGCUGCAGGCUGAGGAUGGGCACUGGACGGGUGAUUAUGGUGGCCCACUUUUCCUCCUGCCAGGCCUCCUGAUCACUUGCCACGUGGCACGCAUCCCUCUGCCAGCCGGAUACAGAGAAGAGAUUGUGCGGUACCUGCGGUCAGUGCAGCUCCCUGACGGUGGCUGGGGCCUGCACAUUGAGGAUAAGUCCACCGUGUUUGGGACUGCGCUCAACUAUGUGUCUCUCAGAAUUCUGGGUGUUGGGCCUGACGAUCCUGACCUGGUACGAGCCCGGAACAUUCUUCACAAGAAAGGUGGUGCUGUGGCCAUCCCCUCCUGGGGGAAGUUCUGGCUGGCUGUCCUGAAUGUUUACAGCUGGGAAGGCCUCAAUACCCUGUUCCCAGAGAUGUGGCUGUUUCCUGACUGGGCACCGGCACACCCCUCCACACUCUGGUGCCACUGCCGGCAGGUGUACCUGCCCAUGAGCUACUGCUACGCCGUUCGGCUGAGUGCCGCGGAAGACCCGCUGGUCCAGAGCCUCCGCCAGGAGCUCUAUGUGGAGGACUUCGCCAGCAUUGACUGGCUGGCGCAGAGGAACAACGUGGCCCCCGACGAGCUGUACACGCCGCACAGCUGGCUGCUCCGCGUGGUAUAUGCGCUCCUCAACCUGUAUGAGCACCACCACAGUGCCCACCUGCGGCAGCGGGCCGUGCAGAAGCUGUAUGAACACAUUGUGGCCGACGACCGAUUCACCAAGAGCAUCAGCAUCGGCCCGAUCUCGAAAACCAUCAACAUGCUUGUGCGCUGGUAUGUGGACGGGCCCGCCUCCACUGCCUUCCAGGAGCAUGUCUCCAGAAUCCCGGACUAUCUCUGGAUGGGCCUUGACGGCAUGAAAAUGCAGGGCACCAACGGCUCACAGAUCUGGGACACCGCAUUCGCCAUCCAGGCUCUGCUUGAGGCGGGCGGGCACCACAGGCCCGAGUUUUCGUCCUGCCUGCAGAAGGCUCAUGAGUUCCUGAGGCUCUCACAGGUCCCAGAUAACCCUCCCGACUACCAGAAGUACUACCGCCAGAUGCGCAAGGGUGGCUUCUCCUUCAGUACGCUGGACUGCGGCUGGAUCGUUUCUGACUGCACGGCUGAGGCCUUGAAGGCUGUGCUGCUCCUGCAGGAGAAGUGUCCCCAUGUCACCGAGCACAUCCCCAGAGAACGGCUCUGCGAUGCUGUGGCUGUGCUGCUGAACAUGAGAAAUCCAGAUGGAGGGUUCGCCACCUAUGAGACCAAGCGUGGGGGGCACUUGCUGGAGCUGCUGAACCCCUCGGAGGUCUUCGGGGACAUCAUGAUUGACUACACCUAUGUGGAGUGCACCUCAGCCGUGAUGCAGGCGCUUAAGUAUUUCCACAAGCGUUUCCCGGAGCACAGGGCAGCGGAGAUCCGGGAGACCCUCACGCAGGGCUUAGAGUUCUGUCGGCGGCAGCAGAGGGCCGAUGGCUCCUGGGAAGGCUCCUGGGGAGUUUGCUUCACCUACGGCACCUGGUUUGGCCUGGAGGCCUUCGCCUGUAUGGGGCAGACCUACCGAGAUGGGACUGCCUGUGCAGAGGUCUCCCGGGCCUGUGACUUCCUGCUGUCCCGGCAGAUGGCAGACGGAGGCUGGGGGGAGGACUUUGAGUCCUGCGAGGAGCGGCGUUAUUUGCAGAGUGCCCAGUCCCAGAUCCAUAACACAUGCUGGGCCAUGAUGGGGCUGAUGGCCGUUCGGCAUCCUGACAUCGAGGCCCAGGAGAGAGGAGUCCGGUGUCUACUUGAGAAACAGCUCCCCAAUGGCGACUGGCCGCAGGAAAACAUUGCUGGGGUCUUCAACAAGUCCUGUGCCAUCUCCUACACGAGCUACAGGAACAUCUUCCCCAUCUGGGCCCUCGGCCGCUUCUCCCAGCUGUACCCUGAGAGAGCCCUUGCUGGCCACCCCUGAGAACAUGCCUACCUGCUGGGUGCCGUCUGUGCGUUCCAGUGAGGCCAAGGGGUCCUGGCCGGGUUGGGGAGCCCUCCCAUAACCCUGUCUUGGGCUCCAACCCCUCAACCUCUAUCUCAUAGAUGUGAAUCUGGGGGCCAGGCUGGAGGCAGGGAUGGGGACAGGGUGGGUGGCUUAGACUCUUGAUUUUUACUGUAGGUUCAUUUCUGAAAGUAGCUUGUCGGGCUUGGGUGAGGAAGGGGGCACAGGAGCCGUGACCCCUGAGGAGGCACAGCGCCUUCUGCCACCUCUGGGCACGGCCUCAAGGUAGUGAGGCUAGGAGGUUUUUUCUGACCAAUAGCUGAGUUCUUGGGAGAGGAGCAGCUGUGCCUGUGUGAUUCCUUAGUGUCGAGUGGGCUCUGGGCUGGGGUCGGCCCUGGGCAGGCUUCUCCUGCACCUUUUGUCUGCUGGGCUGAGGGACACGAGGGCAACCCUGUGACAAUGGCAGGUAGUGUGCAUCCGUGAAUAGCCCAGUGCGGGGGUUGCUCAUGGAGCAUCCUGAGGCCGUGCAGCAGGGAGCCCCAUGCCCCUGGGUCGUGAGCUUGCCUGCGUAUGGGGUGGUGUCAUGGAGCCUCAUGCCCCUGGGUCGUGAGCUCGCCUGAGUAUGGGGUGGUGUCAUGGAGCCGCAUACCCCUGGGUUGUGAGCUCGCCUGCAUAUGCAGGGUCUGUCAUGGAACAUCCCAAGUCUGUGCAGCAGGGAGCCCCAUGCCCCUGGGACAUGAACCCACCUGCGUGGAAUGCUGUUUGUGAGGUGUCUACAGGGUUUAUAGUAGUCUUGUGGACACAGAAAUGCACAGGGGACACUUACGGACACAGAAAUGCACAGGGGAGGCCGAGCAUAACCAGGGGUGAGGGGCAGGCAGCAGUUGUAGUUACUGCCGCGGGGCACUGCUAUGUGCAGGGACAGCCAGCACCCAGCCCAUCACCACUCCCUGGGCUGGCUGGCAGGUAUGGCACCCUGGGAGCCCGGCAUAUACCCAGGGCACCCCUACGGCUGCCGCCAGUCUCAUGCCCAGGUGGGUGCUCUGGGCUGGAGCGAGGGCCAGGUUUUGGGCCGAGGCUUCCCCAGGCAAUCCUGUGAGCUCCCUUCUAGCCUCUGACCCAGUCUGGUCUGGCUUGCAUGGAUGUAGGGCUUGGGGUGGGAAGUUCAGGUCCUGGCUUUGCCUUUGCCUGAUGUGGAUGAGCAGCUCACAUGCUCAGGGCCACCUGAGACUGUCACUGCUCUCCCCUGGCUACUGGGAGGAGUCACUGAGAGCUUCGUUACCCCUGCUGCCUUGCCCAGGGCACACCCUAUACCUCCUUAUCUGCUCUUCCCCUCCCUGCCGCCUUCUGGGCAGGUAGCAGUCCCUGGCCUCUCCCCCUGGCUGAUCACUCUCCCUCAGGCAGUGGAGAUCUGCGUCUGGACACCCUCAGAUCCUGUCAUUGCCUGCCCAGAGUCCUUCAGGGGCACCCCUCUGCCUUGGUGUGCAGUCCAGGGCUCUCACCCAGGUGCCGCACCCUCUGGGGUCUUCUGUCCAGCUCCCUUGCCCCAUGUGCUGUCACUGACUCUCCUUGGGACUCGCCUGCCUGCUCAGAGCCCUGCAGGGCUUGGUCAGCUGCCUGUUCAGUGUCAACACUUCCCUGCACAUCUUAAAACUGGGCUUUAUUUUCGCUGAAGGAACUGUGUUGGGACCCUUGACAUCUGUCAGGUUUGCACAUGCUGUUUUUUUUUCUCAGCCCACGUGUUCUCCCCCACGUGGGGUAGCAGCAGGACAGACAGUGAAUCACAGAGUCUGCCCUGAGCAGAGGCUGCUGUCCCUGGGACUCCUAGCCAUGGUCAGACUGUACAAAACGGUUUUCCAGAAAUGAAAUGUAAAUCCAUUUUUAUACUGAAAAUGUUACUGAAAGUCACUUUUAUGAGCAUCUGCCUUAAUAAACAGACAUUGAUUCCCUUAUCAGAAGCCUGUCACACUGUGUUUCGUUUCAUCCUGGGGAGAACUGCAGAUUUGGGGUUUCUGGCUGUCAUACGUCACCUGCCUGUGGGGCGAGUGGGAGGCCCAGCCUGGUUUAGGGAACAAGAGUGACGUGAGGAGUAGCAGGGUGCGUCUCCAGUUACCUGAGGGAAAACAGAUAUUUUAAGAGAUAAUAGCAUAGCCUAUUUUAAUAUGUUUUAAAGGCCAUAAGCAUAUCCAGGAAGAUAAAUAAACGUGAUACAAUGUCCACAUAGGAGGAACUUUCUUUCACUGCAUUGUUUUCCUUCACAGUGGCCUUCAAGUCACAGGACGCAGCGAUUCCCUGCCCUCUUCGGUGUUAUUACACAGGCAGGACUUCAGUGUCAGUAUCCCUGCCUUCAGUCUUCUUUAGAAAUCACAUCUGUGUUCAAUCCAUUGUUUAGAGGGAGUGUAUUUUUCCUGUUCCACGAAGAGGACUUUUUGUUCACAAUUGGAUCACAAUGCAGAGGAGUCUGUUCCUCCCCCGUCGGCUUCUCGGUGCUGGGAGGGUGACCUGUCCCAGAUGACUCAUCACCCUGACAUGCUCUUGACAAAGGACACCACCAAGAGGAGAUGGCAGCUGUACCGGUGCAGCCUCUGUCUGAGGGGGAUAUUUGCCUCAGUGUGAUUAAAAAUCAGUCAUGAAAGA
Messenger RNA from Homo sapiens (human), 5018 nucleotides. It is a transcript of the gene LSS, whose product is annotated as lanosterol synthase. Gene Ontology annotation, molecular function: intramolecular transferase activity; lanosterol synthase activity. The transcript is spliced from 21 exons. NCBI's taxonomy places the organism in Eukaryota, Metazoa, Chordata, Mammalia, Primates, Hominidae. Gene Ontology annotation, cellular component: endoplasmic reticulum membrane; cytoplasmic side of endoplasmic reticulum membrane; lipid droplet. Bases 402 to 2360 code for a protein of 652 amino acids. Gene Ontology annotation, biological process: secondary alcohol biosynthetic process; sterol biosynthetic process; triterpenoid biosynthetic process. The record is from RefSeq and is marked reviewed.